AUAAUAAAUGAACAAAUUCUCCAAGUCAAUUGUACAUGCACCACUGACUGAAGGCAACACCCAUCACGAUCAUAACAGUCGUAUAACAAUACUUGAUCAGCUGACGUUGUUGUUGUGAUCGAGCUUCGUGGCGUCCUAUAGCUAGCUCGCGCGGCGGCGGGAGAGACGACAUCAUUUUUGAUCCAGCUAAUGUAUUCCGAAGGGUGACCUUAAAACUAGACGACGCAGCGAGAGAUACGUGAGGAUUGGAAUGCAUACAGAAGACCGGCUUCUAACGACAUCACUCCCCAUCUCCGCGGCAAUCCGACUAUACACAUUCGAUGUUAGUUGAAGAGACACAGCGCUGAUUGGCUAACGAACCUCGUGACGUAACAGACGAAACAUGAUUUACUGGUAAACCAAAGAUUCAGAACGGUUGCUCCGAACCUACCCCUUUCGACGAACUGGGAUUGACACACUCCAUUGGCAUAAGUUCCAGUCCGCAUUUCCAGACUUGUCCGUUGUGGCGCCAGAUCUGAAGUGAAGCGGGAAGACUUCCUUGACUGUAUCGAACCAGUUGCUAAGGAUACGAAUAACGAUGUCUGCACGAAUCUUCCAGGCAUUAAGCACUCCUUCUAUUCGCCUUUGCUGCCGAUCUGUUGCUUCAUCCCUAGCACAUUCUCAGUCAGUCCGGUCCCCACCCUCCCCCUCGACCACCCAGUCGUCCACCGGCGCCUAUGAACUCCGGGAAACCUACCGGGAACUCCCCGCGAUAUUGUCAUCGGAGAGCACCGAGGAUAAGAUCAAUGAUUUGACAUCGAGUGAUCCGCUCCCCGUCAGAGGGUAUGACUUCAGCCAGGCCAUCGAUUAUAACAAGAUCAUGGAGUCGAUGAGGACUGUCGGGUUUCAAGCCUCAAACUUUGGCGCUGCAGUGGAGGAGAUCAAGAGAAUGCUGGCUAAGAAAGUUGAGCCACUAACAGAGGAGGAGAAAUGGACAAUGAUGGAGAAUUACAGUCGGCACAGUUCUGAAGCCUGGACGGCUAGGGCGCCCUCUAAGUGUACGAUCUUCUUAGGUUAUGCAUCAAGUAUCAUCACAAGUGGCCUUCGAGAAACCAUGUGCUUCCUCACCAAGAACAACCUGGUUGAUUGCAUCGUGACAACGGCUGGAGGAAUUGAAGAGGACUUCCUGAAGUGUUUCGGCGACUUUUACGUCGGUGAUUUUCGCACGGAUGGAGGGAAGAUGUGGAAUAAGAAUAUCAACCGUGCUGGGAAUAUCUUCGUACCCGAGCUCCACUAUCACUACUUUACUGAAUUCAUGCAACCUAUUCUUGAAGAUAUGAUGAACGAACAAAACAAGCACGGUAUGAAGUGGACACCAUCAAAGAUGAUAGCCCGAAUGGGACAGGAGAUCAACGAUGAAUCAUCUGUGUAUUACUGGGCCUAUAAGAAUAAUAUUCCAGUGUUCAGCCCAGCCAUAACGGAUGGAGGAAUAGGGGACGAGUUUCUGUAUUUUCAUAGAAGAAAUAAAAGCAAUAAUCUAGUGAUCGACAUAGCAGAAGAUAGCAAUCGUAUAAUCGAGAUAGCUGAAUCUUCAAUAAACACUGGCAUGAUAACUGUUGGGGCUGGAAUAGGAAAGCAUCACAUCUGUCAGGCGAACGCUCAUCGCAAACCAGAGGGAGCUGACUACGUGGUCUACAUGAAUACUGCCCAAGAAUUCGAUGGUUCCGACUCGGGUGCUAUGCCGGAGGAAGCAGUAUCUUGGGGAAAGAUCAAGGACACAGCGAAACCCGUUAAGGUGUUUGGGGAGGCAUCGAUCCUGUUCCCUCUUCUUGUCGCCGAGACCUUCGCCAGACUGGUUUACCCAUGAUGCAAUGGAACUUCUUGCUUCGGGAUAAAAAAAUGUAAAACAUCCAUCUGUAUUGGUUUAAUGAAUAAUACUAAAAUAUAA
This is a messenger RNA of Lytechinus variegatus (green sea urchin), 1927 nucleotides long. RefSeq names its product deoxyhypusine synthase-like. NCBI's taxonomy places the organism in Eukaryota, Metazoa, Echinodermata, Echinoidea, Temnopleuroida, Toxopneustidae. The record is from RefSeq and is a predicted model, not a curated record. Gene Ontology annotation, biological process: peptidyl-hypusine biosynthetic process. Gene Ontology annotation, molecular function: deoxyhypusine synthase activity. The transcript has 10 exons. Gene Ontology annotation, cellular component: cytoplasm. The coding region runs from base 578 to 1846 and encodes 422 amino acids.